AGCCCUUUACACAUCGCCGCAGAGAACGGAAACAUAAAUAUUAUAAAACUAUUACUCGAGCAUAGAGUGGAUGUAUUGGCAAAGGAUGGCAACGGGUUUACAGCUAUGGAUAUCGCGGAACAGAGCGGACAUAAACUUGUUAUGCAAUUACUUAAAGAUGCUGUCGAUGAUUUGGAGAGAACUCGUCAUGAAUUGUAUGAAUCUCUGUGUAUUUGCUGCUCUAAAGGCAAUGCAAUGGAAACGAAAGACAUUCUGGAGAAGUGUGGAACCGAUGCGGAAGUGAUUGUCAAUAAGACCCCGAGUGGUUGCAACACAUUGUUGUUUAAGGCGUGUCAGGACGGCUACACCAAUAUCGUCGAGUUGUUGAUUAGUGCGGGAGCGGACGGUCGUAUUCAUCCGGUGACCAAAUACUCGCCGCUGUAUAUCGCGUGCUAUUUGGGACGCAAAGAAAUC
Molecule: messenger RNA, 453 nt
Organism: Oppiella nova
Lineage: Eukaryota; Metazoa; Arthropoda; Arachnida; Sarcoptiformes; Oppiidae
Source: the annotation of a GenBank genome assembly